Aspergillus versicolor CBS 583.65 is the source of this 732-nucleotide messenger RNA. RefSeq lists its product as uncharacterized. The record is from RefSeq and is a predicted model, not a curated record. Lineage: Eukaryota; Fungi; Ascomycota; Eurotiomycetes; Eurotiales; Aspergillaceae. The transcript is spliced from 2 exons. Bases 1 to 732 code for a protein of 243 amino acids.
AUGUCACGCAACCCGCAAAAGAAACCCGUCAUUGCGGUUGUCGGCGCCGGCCCGGGCAUAGGCGAAGCAGUGGCACGACGCUUCGUCCAAGAAGGCUUCAUCGUUGCCCUACUCGCGCGCACAGAGGACAAGCUACAAACGAUGAGCACCGGCAUCGAGGCCGACUUUGGGAAACACACCGCCCACUACUACAUCACUGAUCUCCGGGUCGAAGAGCAAGUCAUCUCGAGCUUUAAAUCCAUUAAAGAAGAGCUUGGGCCGGUGGAUGUCCUGGUGUAUAACGCGGGCGCGAGGCGUGUGAAUGGGCGCUCGAUUCUAGACACUACGACCGAGGAAUUCGAAAACUUCACCAAAAUCAAACUUGGCACGAUUAUCUUCACCGGGGCCACGGGCUCACUUCGCGGCAUGCCCGGUCUGUCCAGCUUCUCGCCUGGUAAAUUCGGACUCAGGUCUUUAGCACAGAUCAUCACGCGGGAGUAUCAGAGUCGGGGUAUCCAUGCUGCGCAUCUCGUUAUUGAUGGACCGGUAGAUGGGAAGUUGAUCGGAGGGGUCACCAGGAGGAAGUGGGAGCGGGCGGGAGAGAGGGAGAAGUUAGAGGAGGCAGAUAGGUUUAUUAUGCAGCCAACGGAUUUGGCCAAAAUCUAUUGGUAUUUACAUACGCAGCCGAGGAGUACGUGGUCGCAGGAGUUGGAUGUUAGGGCAGAGAAGGAGACGAUGUUUUCGAAGUUGUGA